Moneuplotes crassus is the source of this 424-nucleotide messenger RNA. NCBI's taxonomy places the organism in Eukaryota, Ciliophora, Spirotrichea, Euplotida, Euplotidae. The record is from the annotation of a GenBank genome assembly.
UGAAGGAAUAAAAGUAAAUAAAAUGAAAGUUACUGUAUUGGUCGUUUUGAUCAUUGCUGUAUUGGCUUCAGCGACUCAGAUAAAGAUGAAACUUAAGCAAACCCAGCCUAAGUGUAAUGUCGUGGAUAAGAAGAAUUAUUAUCACGAGGCCUGUCUUUAUAAUGAGGAUAGAGCAUCUACUUAUGAGUGGGGUAUUGAUAAGGAGAGAGGAUACUGGGACGUAGCCUGUAUUGCACAGAAUAAAGGAACUGAAGAAUGCUGCUCUGCAUGUAAGCAGAGUAUUGAUCCAAGUAAGAAGGAUAAUGAGUGCAAAAACUCAGGAGAAUGUGGAAAUAUCAGCAUUGAUAGAAGAUAUGAUAUCUCAAAUCCCACCAGACACUUCGCUCACUAAAGAACCAGAACAACCCAGCACUCCCAACCAGAC